AUGGGUUUAGGUACUACCUCAUUUUCACCAGUGGUUUUGUUGGAUGUGAAAAAUGCUUUCUUACAUGGUGAGUUGCAGGAAACAGUUUAUAUGCAUCAACCAGUUGGUUACAGGGAUAAGGAUCAUCCGGAUUAUGUUUGUCUCUUGAAUAAGUCUCUUUAUGGACUUAAACAGGCACCUCGGGCUUGGUAUAAGCGUUUUGAUGAUUAUAUGUUAUCUAUUGGAUUUACUCACAGCAGGAUGGAUAACUCUUUGUUUAUCUACCGCAAAGGGUCAGAUAUGGCUUAUCUUUUGUUAUAUGUGGAUGACAUUAUACUGACGGCCUCUUCUGAUGCUCUUUGCCGUUCUAUUAUAUCUCUUCUUAGCUCUGAGUUUGCUAUGAAGGACCUUGGUCCUUUAAAUUAUUUUUUGGGUAUUGCUGUGACUCGACUUAAGGAUGGUUUGUUUCUUUCACAGCGGAAAUAUGUCGAGGACAUAAUUGAUCGUGCAGGGAUGUCAUCGUGUAAACCGUCUCAAACACCGGUUGACACGAAGUCCAAGAUCGGCGCUACUACUAGUGCUCCUUUUGAUGAUCCAUCUUUGUAUAGGAGUCUUGCAGGGGCUCUACAGUACCUUACAUUCACCAGACCGGAUAUUUCUUAUUCUGUUCAGCAGGUUUGUCUACAUAUGCACGACCCCAGGGUUGAUCAUAUGUCUGCUCUCAAACGGAUUAUUCGAUUGGGGGGAUGCCCGGAUACGAGACGUUCAACGUCUGGUUAUUGUGUAUUUUUGGGGGAUAAUUUGAUCUCUUGGUCGUCUAAGCGCCAACCCACGUUGUCUAAAUCUAGUGCAGAGGCCGAAUAUCGUGGGGUGGCAAAUGUUGUCUCCGAAUCAUGCUGGAUUCGGAAUCUUCUCUUGGAGUUACAUUGUCCGAUUAAAAAGGCUACCCUUGUUUAUUGUGACAAUGUUAGUGCUAUUUAUUUGUCAGGAAAUCCAGUUCAGCAUCAACGUACGAAACACAUCGAGUUGGAUAUUCAUUUUGUACGCGAGAAGGUUGCACGGGGGGAAGUUCGGGUUCUACAUGUGCCUUCUCGACAUCAGAUUGCGGAUAUCUUUACUAAGGGUCUUCCGCGAGUCUUGUUUGAGGAUUUUCGUGACAGUCUUAGCGUCCGUGGUCCUCCCGCUUCGACUGUGGGGGUGUGUUAA
Messenger RNA from Chenopodium quinoa (quinoa), 1185 nucleotides. RefSeq lists its product as uncharacterized. The coding region runs from base 1 to 1185 and encodes 394 amino acids. The record is from RefSeq and is a predicted model, not a curated record. NCBI's taxonomy places the organism in Eukaryota, Viridiplantae, Streptophyta, Magnoliopsida, Caryophyllales, Amaranthaceae. The transcript is spliced from 3 exons.